AUGAAAAACUUGAAGAAGGCUAUGCUAAGGACAAAGAGCGCCGGCUCGGAUGGGAAGACCAAGCAGCCGACAAAGUCUUCAAGCGGAUCAUCAGCUACUCCUGCCGCACCUGCUAACAGUGCCGCCGCCACCCCGAACGCCAGCGAAUCUGCCGGUUCCUCGACUACUGGCGCGCCUCUGACCCCGCGCCGUUCCCCCGUUUCCGACAAGACCGCCCCUGCCCCUCCUCUGGUCAUCAUAUCUGGUGCCCCCCAGCAGCCUGCUGCCAACUCUGAGAUGCCGGCCGACCCGAUUCCCCACUCCCCUCACAACCGUAGCUUUGGCUCGCCUGAUCGCCCUCUCGGCCCCGAUGGCCAGCCGACGCCGCCGAAGGCCGGCAACCCCCUGAACCGUCUGCGAGGACCCAAGGACACAAUCCCUAUCGUUGGCAAGACCCCGCGCAAGCAGCGCAGCUCGCGUUUCCACGUCACGGAGCGUGUCGACAUUGAGAAGCUUGCCGGAUUCAACGAGGUCAGACCAGAGGACCGUAACGACCUGUUCAUCCAGAAGUUACAGCAGUGCCGCGUCGUCUUCGACUUUAACGAUGCUUCGCUGGAGCUGAGGGGCAAGCAGGUCAAGGCGCAGACGCUGCACGAGAUGCUCGAGUACAUUACUCAGCAGCGUGGUGUCAUCACAGAAUCUAUCUACCCGGAAGUCGUGGGCAUGUUCGCCGCCAACCUUUUCCGCUCGAUCCCACCACAGGUGAAUCCCACCGGCGAUGCGUUCGACCCGGAGGAGGAUGAGCCCGUGCUCGAGCUCGCUUGGCCCCAUCUUCAGAUUGUUUACGAGUUCUUCCUCCGUUUCGUUGAGAGCCCCGACUUCAACACGAACAUUGGCAAGCGUUACAUCGACCAGCAGUUUGUCCUGUCGCUCCUCGAGCUCUUCGACUCGGAGGACCCGCGCGAGCGCGAUUUCCUCAAGACCACCCUCCAUCGCAUCUACGGAAAGUUCCUGAACCUCCGUGCGUUCAUCCGUCGGUCUAUCAACCAUGUGUUCUUCCAGUUCGUCUAUGAGACGGAGAGGCAUAACGGCAUCGCGGAACUGCUCGAGAUUCUCGGAUCGAUCAUCAAUGGCUUCGCCCUGCCGCUCAAGGAGGAGCACAAGAUCUUCCUCACCAGGGUACUCAUUCCCCUCCACAAGGCCAAGUCCCUUGCGCUUUACCACCCUCAGCUCGCGUACUGUGUUGUCCAGUUCCUCGAAAAGGACCCGACCCUCACCGAGGAGGUCAUCCUCGGACUGCUGCGCUACUGGCCCAAGGUCAACUCGCCCAAGGAAGUCAUGUACCUUAACGAGGUCGAGGAGAUUCUCGAUGUCAUCGAGGGCAGCGAAUUCGCCAAGAUCAUGCACCCGCUGUUCUCGCAGUUGGCGAGGUGCAUCAACAGCCAACACUUCCAGGUUGCUGAGCGUGCCCUCUACUACUGGAACAACGAGUACAUUGUGAAUCUCAUGGGCGAACACAUCAACGUCAUUCUCCCGAUUGUUUUCCCCGCGCUGUACCACAACUCGAAGCAGCACUGGAACCGGACGAUUCACGGAAUGGUCUUCAACGCGCUCAAGCUGUUCAUGGAGAUCAACCCGACGCUGUUUGACGAGGUUCAGCACAACUACAAGCAGCAGCGCAAGGAGGACUAUGAGAGGUCAUGCCAGCGGUACGAGGAGUGGCUCACGCUGCGCGACCAGGCGAUCGCCAACUACAAGGCCAGCGGUUCCACGCAACCCAUGCCCGCUAUGCUCCGCGAACCGCCUCCUCCUCGGCCUGAGCCGUUUGAGGAUGACGGGGAUGGAUCAGUGGACCUGACAGCCAACGGCUUUGACCCCAGCGAGAGCUUCACGCUGGACAGGUCAAUCGCCGAGGAUGUCGUUCCGCCCAGCAGUCCCACCGUGUCUGCGACGGGUGUACCUGGGAGUGUGAAUGCUGCUGUGGACGUGGCGUCUGAUGCUGCCUUCGAGCCUACUUCUUCUGGGCCGAUGCGACGAAAGUCGGUCCUGCCCAUUGAUCCCUCUGUCAUGCGGGAUCUGGAGGCCCACCGUAGCCUCGAAGCAGCACAGGCGGCGGCAGCUCAGGCUUCCAGCUAA
Molecule: messenger RNA, 2115 nt
Organism: Trichosporon asahii var. asahii CBS 2479
Lineage: Eukaryota; Fungi; Basidiomycota; Tremellomycetes; Trichosporonales; Trichosporonaceae
Product: B-type regulatory subunit of protein phosphatase 2A (PP2A), Rts1p
Exons: 4
Coding region: 1-2115 (704 amino acids)
Biological process (GO): signal transduction
Cellular component (GO): protein phosphatase type 2A complex
Molecular function (GO): protein phosphatase regulator activity
Source: RefSeq, a predicted model, not a curated record